This is a messenger RNA of Lolium perenne, 1767 nucleotides long. RefSeq names its product farnesyl pyrophosphate synthase. The record is from RefSeq and is a predicted model, not a curated record. Lineage: Eukaryota; Viridiplantae; Streptophyta; Magnoliopsida; Poales; Poaceae. Gene Ontology annotation, molecular function: (2E,6E)-farnesyl diphosphate synthase activity; dimethylallyltranstransferase activity. Gene Ontology annotation, cellular component: cytoplasm. Gene Ontology annotation, biological process: trans, trans-farnesyl diphosphate biosynthetic process.
CACGCAAAACCCAGGCACGCACGCAUACAUAAUUCCGGGACAGCGCAGAUCUGGAUCCGCAUCGUCUUCCUCCUCGCGAUCUCCCGAUUUUGUUGGACUCCACCACCAAUCCACCAUAGCAGCAGUACUCCGUAUAGAAUACUGUUCCGGAGUUGCCAGUUGCCGCGGCGGGUCCCUCUCCGAAGCUGGAUGCCAUCGCCAUCUCCAUCCCCUGAAAUAGUCCUCCCUCCCACGUAGCCGUCGCCCCCCAAAUUCCUCCUCACUUCGGUCCCUACUGGUCGCUCUCCGCCGAUUUCGAUCUCUGCUUAGUCCCCACCCCGCGUCCCCAGCUGUUGAGGCGGGCGCAAUGGCGGCGGCGGUGAACGGCGCGGCGGGCGGAGACACCAAGGCGGCCUUCGCGCGGAUCUACGACGCGCUCAAGGGGGAGCUGCUCAAGGACCCCGCCUUCGACUUCACCAACGAGUCGCACCAGUGGAUCGACCGCAUGCUGGACUACAAUGUUCUUGGAGGAAAGCUCAACCGUGGGCUCUCCGUGGUCGAUAGCUAUAAGCUGUUGAAAGGUGCCGAUGAUCUGAGUGAGGAGGAGAUGUUCCUCGCCAGCACUCUCGGCUGGUGCAUCGAAUGGCUUCAAGCCUUCUUUCUUGUGCUUGAUGAUAUCAUGGAUGACUCGGUCACUCGACGUGGCCAGCCUUGCUGGUUUAGAGUGCCUCAGGUUGGCUUCAUUGCUGUCAAUGAUGGGAUUAUCCUUCGUAACCAUAUUUCGAGAAUGCUCCGGCUUCACUUUAAGAAGAAACCUUACUACGCUGACCUCCUCGAUUUAUUCAACGAGGUUGAGUUCAAGACAGCUUCAGGUCAAAUGCUGGACCUGAUCACAACUCACGAGGGAGAAAAAGAUCUAACGAAAUAUAACAUAGGAGUUCACCGCCGGAUUGUUCAAUACAAGACAGCCUACUAUUCAUUUUAUUUGCCGGUUGCAUGUGCACUGCUGCUCUCUGGUGAGAAUUUGGAAAACUACAGUGCUGUAGAGAACAUCCUUGUUGAGAUGGGAACAUACUUUCAAGUCCAGGAUGAUUAUCUAGAUUGUUAUGGUGAACCUGAAUUUAUUGGCAAGAUUGGGACUGACAUUGAAGAUUACAAGUGCUCCUGGCUAGUUGUUCAAGCUCUUGAGCAUGCUAAUGAGAGCCAAAAGAGUGUUCUAUUUGAAAAUUAUGGAAAGAAAGAUCCAGCCAGUGUGGCAAAAGUGAAGACUCUAUACAGAGAACUUGACCUAGAGGCGGUAUUCCAUGAGUAUGAGAGCGAAAGUUACAAGAAGCUGAUCGCGGAAAUUGAAGCUCAGCCAAGCGUUGCUGUCCAAAAGGUUCUGAAGUCCUUCUUGCACAAGAUCUACAAGAGGCAGAAGUAGUUUGCCUCUUGAACCAGGGAGCUGUUCCACUGUUUGCAUGCUUGAUAGAUUCCCCAAGUGGUGUCUAUUCAUGAUUUAGUGGUUCAUGAUGUAUGCUGCGCCUUGCUUGCUCCCGAUAAUAAUGAUGCAAGGCGCUAUUUCGGGUUUGAUGAACCGCUUGAUGUAGAGAUACAUCAAUAGUUCUGUAAUUUGCAUCCUACCCUUUUCUUUGAUGUUUUUUCUUAGUUGCGGUAGAGAAAUGAAUUGAAGUUGUAUUUUCAUUGUAUUUCAUAGAAAUUGAAGGUGUAUUUCCAUUGUAUUUCACAAGGUUAUUGUGAAGGAAAAUUAGUGCUAAAAUGAUCAACUGGUGUAGAGGUUAUUGUGAA